GGGUGUGGGAAAGAAUGGGAGAACCGGUUUUGGAAACUCGCCCCCCAGACACAUGGAUCCCCCCAGCACCGGUGGAAGAUAAACUACAUAAGGAGGGUCCCUCGCUGAGGGUCUCUGAAGAGGAUACAAGUUGGAAAACAGUUGGGAAGAAAGGGGGGAAACAUGUCUGGGUCCCAAAAGAUCCCCUGGGGGAGUCGGGGCCCCCGACGCGGAGAUGGUAGAGAUGGAUGGGGGGGCAGGGGAGGCGACUGUGGCCCCGAAGGGUAUUGGAAUGCAAAACAAUUUAGGCCCCGAGAGAGAGGGAUACGCUCGGGAGGUGGAAGAUUGUGGCAGGGACCGCUCGCUUGUAGCACAGGCUCCGGAGGCCCUCGAGGAAACAGUUGGGAAGAAAGGGAAACAACAUGCUUGGGUCCCAAAAGACCCUCUGGGUGAGUCAGGGCCCCUAGACGACAUGCAAAUAGUAGUGAUGUAUGGGGGGCCAGAGGAGGAGACUGUGCCCCGGACGGGAAUUGAAAUGCAAAAGCCUAUAGGCCCCGAGGCGGUGGAGGACAGUGGCAACGACUGUUCGCUUGCAGAACAGGUUCCGGAGACCCUGGAGGGGACGGAACCAAGUGGGCAACAGCCCCCGGCGGAACAGACUGUUCGCGACGUAGACGAGGACCCAUUUGGUGAAGCAUUUGGCCCGGUGCCGAUGGACAUUGACCCACUUCCGGAUACCGAGUACAUGACUCCGGAGGGCCUGCAGUUCGGAACAGAUGGAAAGGAGGAGGCCGCACCGCUGCACAUACCCAUGGAACAAAAACGAGUUGCGGUAGCUGACUGGCUGAUGGCCAACCUGAAAGCCAAAUAUAGCCCGGUUUCCGAUGGUUUCUGGGACAAGACAUAUCUUGAGCUCUUCCCGAUGCUGGACACCAGCACUUCCCUCCAAAGGGUAUUGGAACACGGGAUGCAGCCGGGUGUGACAUGGGGGGAGGCAUGGCAUAGAUUAGCCUCUAUUGUGUUUACCCGGUUUCGCCCGCCGGUGACCAUGGUACCAGAGACUGUACCACCUGGGGAUGUGGAGGCCACGCCAUCGGGGGGUCCCCCGUUCCCCCCCCCGGACCCGGUCCCGCCCGAUAUCGACGAAGACAUAUCAAUAGAGCAGAUGCAGAAGAGGAGACUCAGGCAUUUAAUGGAAGAAGGUCAGGGCAUGGGGCCUUUAUCACGAGAUGCAUUGAUGAUUAUACCGAUGCGUAGAAAGGAAUGGAGGUGGGAGACGGAGACUACUGCAGCUGAACUUCGCAAAUGGGAACAAGCAGAAGCCGCCCGCCAGCAGGCGACUCGACGCCAGUUGGCAGAGGCCGAGGCAGCGCGUCAGCGAGCCGCAGCAGAAGCUGCAGCAGCCGCAAAGUUACAGCAACAACAGAUCGAGACAAGUCAGAAUCAAGUUCGUUACCAGACCACAAUGGAGCUCACAAACGAAAAAUCUACAUACCGCAGGUUACUUCGACAACAACACUUUCAAGCAACUGAAGAACAGGAGAACCCGACCGAGGAAGAGAGAAGCAAGGAGGUCAUAGCAGUAUUGAUGGAAAAUCUGUUGUACACGUGCAAUUGGCAGCAACGCGAACUGAUGGCCAUGCGGCAGAUCUUCAUCCGCUACGAAGGAACUUUUCGGACGCUGGAACAGAAGAUCGCUGCCUUGCAGGCCGCCCAUAGUCACAAGCAGACCAUCAACGAUCAGCUGCAGACCAACGUCAGCACAGGGUUGGCACGACUAUUUGCAGUUGAGUCAACGGGCAGUGCAGUUUCAGACUGUAGCCCAACUUUGGCCACUCAAGCCAAGCAACUCGAAGAACGGAUCAACCACGUAGUAGCAUCCCUUGGCGACAUCAACAAGUUUGUCGGGACGUCAACAGUCAGCAAUCAGCUGCAGACGCUCAGCGACCACGUUCAACAACGACCGACCGCAGCCAUCAAGGAAUGGAAAAUGCCGAACUUCAAGAUUGAGAAAUUCGACGACUACCACAAGACCGAUUCGUUGCAAUGGUGGAUGGCAAUCAACACGGAGGCGGACGUACAUCACGUCCCACCCGAGCGGCGGAUUGACGCGCUCUACCUCCAGCUCAUCGGGGGGGCACAAGCAUUCAUGAUUCGUAUGGCCAUCACGAUGGAGUGCAGCAUCGCCACCCUCCACACCAAGGUAUAUUGGGAGGACUUCGAGAAGAAAUGGACGACCCGGUUCAUGGUCAAUAACGAGAAACGCCACAAGUUGAACAAGAUCUUCCGCAUGUUUCAAGGCCAGCAACCAUCACGGGAAUGGCUGACGGAGUGGCAAAGACUCGUCGCCACCUCGGAGUUGAACCUGCCGUUCGACUCAAUCUGGGCCGAGUUCUUCGCCCGAUCUUGCGAUGCCUUGACAGCUGCCCUUGGCAGCGAAUUUCAGUAUGAGACCUUCGAUGCGAUGAUCACAAAGGCAAAGGAACUCAUACAAGGUAACCGGCGAGCGGCCAAUGAGGAUCGCCAACAACCUGGUUACGUGGAGAAAAGCAAAGGUCACCGAACGCCGCAAGUAGCAGCGAUCCAGCGAGGAUCUGGUGAGGACCACAAAGCCGCUUCAACAUCAAGUGAUGGAGAUGUGGCGGCAGCGAUACCACUGAAACGCUCAAGACCCUGUGGGGGAAAACAAAAGGCGAAAACAGCGUCGGCGGAUGGAGCGAGACAGUCACCAUGGACAAAGUUCGAGAUCACCGAAGACAUGUUCAAUCCGCCGGACUCGGCUGCCUUGCUAGUAGUCUCUCUCACGUCUGGGGAUCCCGCGGUAGUCGCAAAUUCGCGGAUUGACUUCGAGAAAUAUGCUGUCCAGCUGGUCCCGCCGUUGAACCAGCCUCUCCACGUGCAAGAUUCAAGCCCAUGCUCGGUGUUACCGUCGUCGACCAACGAACCGGUUGCUUCGCCAGCCCUUCUAUCCAAGGAUCCGUCAACUUGGGCGAGUCUUGAGGAACUCGACCCGUUGACGAUUGAGGACUUCCAAUGGUUGCCUCUUCCCUCCACCGGUUCUUUGCCAACACCGCAUUGCAACGCCCUCAUGGCACAUUUGCGCGAAUACUUGCACGUUGCAGUACCACCUCCGUCGAUGGAUGACGGAGUAGCGGUUGUUGACCUUCGCAACUACCUUGUGAAGAUCGACCACGAGCACGCAACGCGACGGUACGUCGACAUCGACGCGCCGCUCCUCUACAUCCGCAUUCAGAUCGGAAAGGCGACCUGCAGUGCCUUGAUCGAUUGUGGAGCCACUCGCAACUAUAUCAGCCAAGACUUUAUGGCACGCGCCGGGCUUGGCCCGCGCGUUCGAAGGAAAAGUCAGACUAUGCACGUCACGUUGGCCGAUGGUCACACGCAAAAGUCAAUCGACCGUUGUGCUGACUCUGUGCCCGUGUACUUUGCCCCACUAGCAUGCGAGGCCGUGCCAUUUGACAUCUUGGACACUAAGUUUGAUAUGAUCUUAGGCAUGUCGUGGCUGCAAAGCGAAGACCAUCCGGUAAACUUUUUCCCACGCACCGUUCACGUUCGUGAUCGGCGUGGCGAACUAGUCCCAUGCACGGUGCCGCUUCCUCAUCCUUCGAUUGGUUGUCACGUGGUCUCUGCGGCGAGCAUUCGCCAAUCCAUCAGCCGACACGACAUCGAGGAGAUGGGCAUUUGUUUUCUUCACGCCCUCCCACCCGUUGACCAGCCCAAGACGGACACAUCGGACCCACGCAUCAUUGAGCUUUUGGACAGCUAUGAGGACGUCUUCCAAGCUCCUGCCGGAGUAGUACCGGAUCGGCCCAUACGCCACGGGAUCACUCUUGAGGACGGCGCCAUACCUCCGCGCGGAUGCGUUUACCGAAUGAGCGAAGAGGAGCUUCAAGUGCUUCGGGCACAACUAGACGACCUCUUGCCCAAGGGCUGGAUUCGCCCUAGCUGUUCGUCAUACGGUGUUCCCGUUCUCUUCGUCCGGAAGAAGAACAAGGACCUUCGUUUGUGUAUCGACUAUCGGAAACUUAACGCGCAAACGAUCAAGAACGCCGCUCUCUCCCGCGGAUCAAUGAUCUCCUCGAGCGACUAGGCGGCGCCAAACACUUCUCGAAGUUGGACCUCAAAUCAGGCUAUCACCAGAUCAAGAUCCAGCCAAGCGGUC
This is a messenger RNA of Chara braunii, 4159 nucleotides long. The record is from the annotation of a GenBank genome assembly. Lineage: Eukaryota; Viridiplantae; Streptophyta; Charophyceae; Charales; Characeae.